Messenger RNA from Dovyalis caffra, 300 nucleotides. Lineage: Eukaryota; Viridiplantae; Streptophyta; Magnoliopsida; Malpighiales; Salicaceae. The record is from the annotation of a GenBank genome assembly.
AUGGCAGAGACAGUGGGCGAGUUUGGCCUUGAGUUUAAUUCCCCGGAGAAAGCAGAGAGAGAGAGAGAGCAAUGUCAAGUUUCCUCAACAUCUCUUCUCAAACUUUCAAGUCUUCGACAACCUCACGUAAUCUCUCCACCUCGUUCUCUCAUUACCCAACCAACCCAAUUCCAGGAUCAAGAAGAGCCGAUGACUUUCGGGGAUCUCUUGGCUAGUUUUCCUAGUGAUUACGGAGCUGCUCGGAACAAUCAACGACAUUUCUCCUCAUUUGUGUUUCCUAUGGCUAUUACACUCGGCUAA